AUGAACAAAGUAUUGGGACAAAGCUUCCUAGAAAGUAUCACCUACGAGCAAUCCCAGGAUGUCGAAAUUACCACGCAGCUUUUGCAGUCGCUUCCUAUUUCUCAAUUGGUUGGUAAAGGGUUAGCUAUCAACCAUCUAGCGUUGCAGAACGUUCGCACUGGGUUAGCAGGGAAAUUAUACGUGGAGCUUGGUCCCGACGCGGCAUUCACUCAUGAACUGAUACGUGGAGAAGUAAGAAACGGAGAUCUAGUCUUGGUGAGACCUUCCAGUGGUAAGAAAGAUGGCAUAUCCUGUGAAGGCGUGGUAACCAAAAGUUCUGAUAAAAUGAUCACCAUUGCAAUCGACGAAGCUCAAGAGAACAAUGCCUUGAGUUUGUACAAUGCCACUACGCUUUGCUUGCUGAAAACAACAAACACUAUCACUUAUAAACGCAUGCAGUCAACAUUGCGAAAACUAUGCGAAAUCGAAGGUACACCCAACAAUGAAGUCAUGCAAUACCUCCUGAAUGAAGCGAAAUUCAUCCCUAGGAAAGACAAACUGGAUACUAAGUUCUUUGACGCCAACCUCAAUUCCUCCCAAAAGGAUGCAAUCGAUUUUUCGCUGCAGAAUAAAAUCAGCAUCAUUCAUGGCCCGCCAGGGACUGGUAAAACCCAUACUUUGGUCGAGCUAAUCCGCCAAUUGUGCGAUCAGGGUCAUCGUGUUUUAGUGUGUGGACCGUCAAACAUUUCUGUCGAUACAAUUUUGGAGCGUCUUGCAAAGGUCUUGCCAGGGCAAAAUCUACUUAGAAUUGGACAUCCGGCACGUCUUUUAGAGAAGAACUUAGCUCAUUCAUUAGAGGUUCUCUCCAAAAGUGGCGAUGCUGGCGCUAUCGUCAGAGACAUCUCGAAAGAAAUUGAUGACACUAUUGCGAAGGUCAAAAAACUGAAAUCAUACAAGGAUCGGAAAGCGAGCUGGAAUGAGGUCAAAAUCUUACGCAAAGAGUUGAGAGCCCGCGAGCAAAAAGUGGUGACAGACCUUAUACUUUCCGCUAGAGUAAUUGUUUCUACCCUGCAUGGUUCAAGCGCACGGGAAUUAGUCAAUUGCUACUCGCAUACAGAUCAUCUGUUCGACACGCUGAUCAUCGACGAAGUGUCACAAAGCUUGGAACCACAGUGCUGGAUUCCGCUGAUAUCUCAUUACAAAUCGAACAUGCAGAAGCUGAUUCUAGCUGGAGAUAACAAGCAGCUCCCUCCGACCAUCAAGACAGAAAAUAAUGACGCAGUGAAACGAGCACUGACAACUACACUAUUUGACAGAUUGGUGAAGGUAUAUGGUGAUUCUUUUAGAAACCUUCUGGAUACGCAAUAUCGUAUGAACACCAUGAUCAUGGCUUUUUCAUCUCAAGAAAUGUACGGUGGGAAACUGAAAGCAGCUGACGCAGUCGCGAAUUGGACUCUCGCAGAUUUGCCAGCCGCUGAUAUUAACGAGAACACGGAGGCACCUUUGCUAUGGUACGACACACAAGCUGGCGAUUGUCCUGAAAGAGAUGAGGAUUUUACCGAUGCAGGUGCACUUUCAUCAAAACUCAACGAGAACGAGGCUUACCUAGCGCUACACCACGUUUUCAAUUUAAUCAAUAGUAACAUCUCACAGGAAUCAAUUGGUAUCAUCGCUCCCUACAAUGCUCAGGUCUCGCUGCUCAAAAAGCUGGUGCAUGCCCAAUACCCACUGGUCGAAAUUUCUACAGUCGACGGUUUCCAAGGCCGAGAGAAGGACGUCAUUAUUCUGUCCCUAGUGAGAAGCAACGACAAUUUUGAAGUGGGCUUCUUGGCCGAUGAAAGAAGACUCAACGUGGCUAUGACGAGGCCAAAGCGACAAUUAUGCGUCAUUGGUAAUAUGGAGACUUUAGAACGAAGCAAGGUCAAGUUUCUUGAAAGGUGGGUGAGGUGGUCAGAGGACAACAGUGAAAUACGGUAUCCGGACCUUAGCGAAGUAUUGUGA
Molecule: messenger RNA, 1980 nt
Organism: Lachancea lanzarotensis
Lineage: Eukaryota; Fungi; Ascomycota; Saccharomycetes; Saccharomycetales; Saccharomycetaceae
Gene: HCS1
Product: LALA0S04e09978g1_1
Exons: 1
Coding region: 1-1980 (659 amino acids)
Molecular function (GO): DNA binding; RNA binding; ATP binding
Source: RefSeq, a predicted model, not a curated record